Nannizzia gypsea CBS 118893 is the source of this 2478-nucleotide messenger RNA. RefSeq names its product GTPase-activating protein GYP7. Gene Ontology annotation, biological process: activation of GTPase activity. The transcript is spliced from 5 exons. Gene Ontology annotation, molecular function: GTPase activator activity. Bases 1 to 2478 code for a protein of 825 amino acids. The record is from RefSeq and is a predicted model, not a curated record. Lineage: Eukaryota; Fungi; Ascomycota; Eurotiomycetes; Onygenales; Arthrodermataceae.
AUGGCUGCAAACACCACCCCGCCUGCGUCGCCGCCGUCUCCGUCAGCCUCAUUCUACGAUGUGAGCGACGAUGAGGAAGGGGAUUAUAAUACUGUCACCCAUACUAGCUCCGGGAAAGGCGUGAGACUACUCUAUUCUAAGAGUAAGGUCUAUGUCCAUCCCACUGCAUCUUCAAAGGAUAAUAUACCCGGCUUUAUUGCCUUGGUUCAGCAAAAGCCUGCUCCGUCUGCACCACACGAGAGUACUUCAUCCCCCUCUCUAUCUUCAGAUAAAGCUGUUGAUCCGUCGUCACUCUUACUGUCGUGGGUUCCUGAGGCAUCUCUCGGGGAUGAGCGCAAUGUCUAUGUUAAAGUAGAUCUAUCGGAGGGCAACUCGCCCCCACGGACAUCCUAUCUGGUCCCUCCACUACCCACUACCAUUAGUAGUGCUGGCCCUAUCGGAUCUUAUGCAUUUGCAAUUCCACUGUCACGGAUAUACUCGCUUUUGGUUCGGCCUCCCAGCCUAGGAUGGUGGUUUGGUAGCGUGGUGAUCAACACAAAAGCGGGAGAUAGCUUUCCGGCGCUAUUCUUUCAUGAUAGUGAGUGCGAGUCCACCAUACUGCAAAAGAAGAAACGGACAAAGGAGAACUUUGACCCCUUUGCCGAUGAUGGAAGUAUGUUCUGGGGUGGUGACGAAGUGCUUCGAUGGCUACGGAGAUACGCUGAUGUUCACCGCUCUGGGGAGGACCCAAGUGCCUACCUUAUCAACCCGACUGAGGAAGACAAAACAGCUUUUGGAAAGGCUAAAGACAAGGUAGAAAAAUCUAGCGGCCAGCCUGGUUCUAGCAAGCCUCCCAAAGAUGCAACAAUGGACCCAUUCACAAAGGCCCUCAAGGAAACAAGGUGGAUGGUUCUUGAGCAGUUUAGCAAAAUCACGACUUUCACCCGCAGAACAGCUCAAGAUAUCGCAGAAAACCCUCGAGUACCUCCGCAAGUAAGACGCCUAAUGAGAAACCCAGAAGUCCAAACGUUACAAGACGAGUUUGAUAGUGCCAGACUAUACCUUGCUCGUUGGGCGAUGGGUAUUGCAGAACAGAGCGAACGUGAGCGCAAUCAACGAAUAUGGACAGCAAACGAUGUCUUGGCUAUGGAGAAUAGCUCUGUCGGAGAAUUCGAAAUUCUAGACAUGGAAGCCGCCCAGAUGAGUAUUAGUGACAAGCGGAAAGUAGUCACCUUGGAAGAGUGGAAUGGGUGGUUCCAUAAGACAACUGGGAAACUCCAAAUCACUGCUGGCGAAGCUAAAGAGCGGAUUUUCCACGGUGGUCUUGAACCGAAUGAUGGCGUUCGAAAGGAGGCAUGGCUGUUCCUUUUAGGUUUCUAUGCCUGGGAUAGCAGCGAAGAUGAACGAAAAGCAGUCAUGAACUCACGACGAGAUGAAUACAUCCGCUUGAAAGGUGCUUGGUGGGAGCGUAUGAUUGACGGAGCUUCCACACCCAAAGAGCAGGAAUGGUUUAGGGAACAGAAAAACAGAAUAGAAAAGGAUGUUCACCGGACAGAUCGCCAUAUCCCCCUCUUUGCGGGAGAGGACACGCCUCAUCCGGACCCGGAUUCACCGUUUGCUGAAACGGGAACAAAUGUGCAUCUUGAACAGAUGAAAGAUAUGUUGCUCACAUACAAUGAGUAUAACACAGAACUCGGAUAUGUGCAAGGUAUGAGCGACCUUCUUAGCCCAAUCUAUGCAGUGAUGCAGGACGAUGCGAUCGCAUUCUGGGGGUUUGUCGGGUUCAUGAACCGAAUGGAGCGAAACUUCCUCCGAGAUCAAUCUGGGAUGCGCCAACAGCUAUUGACACUUGACCAACUCCUUCAGCUCAUGGAUCCAAAGCUUUACCUACACCUCCAGAAGGCUGAGAGCACCAACUUCUUCUUUUUCUUCCGCAUGCUUCUAGUAUGGUUCAAGAGGGAAUUUGAAUGGGUCGAUUGCCUCAGACUCUGGGAAUCGCUAUGGACAGAUCAUUUGUCUAGCAGUUUCCACAUCUUCGUCGCUUUGGCUAUACUAGAGAAGCACCGUGAUGUCAUCAUGGCACACCUUCAUCACUUCGAUGAAGUCUUGAAAUAUGUUAACGAACUUUCAAAUACAAUCGACUUGAUACCAACACUGAGUAGAGCCGAGGCCCUAUUCCACCGUUUCGAGAAGAAGGUUGAAGCUAUUGACAAGAAGUAUAACUUCCCUCAAGCACCUGUUCGCCAGCGAACAACACGUCCUACAUCUCAGGCCAAUACCACUGCCUCACCCCCUGCAGAUAGUGCUGCAAAAGCAACCGGAGCUAGCCCGUCAGCUAGUAGAGGAACAAGACCCUCCAACAAGCCUGAUUCCAAUGCUGACUCUGAGGCUACUUCUUCUCAAAUAAUAACCCCUCUUCUUCGUAAACUCCUAAGCCGGGAGGUGGAAGUCAUGGAUGCCAAAGAGGUUCGGCAACAUAGUCGUCCUGGGGCAAAAUAA